Choloepus didactylus (southern two-toed sloth) is the source of this 2999-nucleotide messenger RNA. It is a transcript of the gene LY9, whose product is annotated as lymphocyte antigen 9. The record is from RefSeq and is a predicted model, not a curated record. NCBI's taxonomy places the organism in Eukaryota, Metazoa, Chordata, Mammalia, Pilosa, Megalonychidae. Gene Ontology annotation, biological process: T cell activation. Gene Ontology annotation, cellular component: external side of plasma membrane.
CACAUGCUCUUGCGGAAGCUGUGGCUCUUCCUGCUGCCGACUAAUUGCUGUAUAUAGAUGAACAUGGCAGGCCCAGAGAGACAGUCAGACUACUGUACUCUCAGGCCUUUCUCUGGAAAACCACAGAAGAGUCAGCCACAAAUAUUCUCUCCCAUUCAGUGGACACCUCUCCUCUUCCUGUUCAUGGGGCCAGGAGUCUCCGGAGAGAACUCAGCCCCAACGGUGGUGCUGGGGAUUGUGGGGGCCUCCGUGACUCUGCACCUGAACAUCUCACUGGACACAGAGAUUGAGCAUGUCACCUGGCUCAAUUCCAAAAAUGCUCUAGCUUUUGCAAAACCAAGAAAAGAUGUUAUCUUCAUGACCAAAAGCUACCAGGACCGACUAACCAUCUCUCCCUGGAGCUUAUCCCUGCACAUCAGCAAUCUGACCCUGGAGGAUGAAGGACUUUACACAGCCCAGAUAAACCGAAAGAAUUCUGAAGUUACCACCAAAGAGAAAUUCAUCCUGCACAUCUAUGAGCCGCUGCAGGAGCCGCGCGUCACCGUGAAAGCCACGGUGUCUGAGAACGCCUCCUGUGACGUCACCCUGACGUGCUCUGUGGAGGGGGCAGGGGAAAGCAUUCUGUAUAGCAGGGCCCCGAGGGAUGCCCAUGGUUCUGAGUCCUCUGGGAGCUCCACUCUCACCAUCUCCCGGAUGCCCUGUGACCCAGAUCUGGCAUACACCUGCACCGCCAGCAACCCCAUCAGCCAGAGCAGCUCCCGCCCUGUCCCUGCCCAGCAGUUCUGUACAGAUCCAGGAGCCUCCAAAGGAGGAAUAAUGGGGGAGACGAUAGUAGUCCUGGGGGAGUCAGUCACCCUGCCUCUGGCCGUCCCAGCCAGUGAGGACAAAGAGAAAGUUGUCUGGAUGUUUAACGCGUCUGUUAUCAGCAAAGAGAAGGGAUAAGCAGCAACUGCGGACCUGCUCGCUAAGUCCAAGGAGCUGGACACGGACCAGGUAUGGGUCUCCGGCCAGGACUACUCCCUGAAGAUCAGCCGGUUGCAGGUGGAGGAUGCCGGCCCCUACCGUGCCUACGUGUGCUCAGAGGCCCCCAGGGUGCCCAGCUCGAAGCACAUCACCCUGCUUGUCUACCGGAAGCUGAAGAAGCCGAAUGUCACCUGGAGCCUCAAGCUCACUAAGAACUGCAUCUGCAGGGUCACCCUGACGUGCUCGGUGGAGGACAGUGAUGACAACGUGAAGUACAUAUGGACCCCUCUGCAGAAAGGAGCUGUUGUGUCCCAAGGCGGAUCACGCCUCCAAGUCUCCUGGAGACGCGGUGAAAAGCACCCCAACUUUACAUGCACGGCCGUGAAUCCCAUCAGCAACAGCUCCUGGCACUUUCUUCCUGGGAGUAUCUGUCCAGGGCGUAAGAGAAGGAUGAAGCUUUGGAUUAUACCUCUCAUGCUGGCUCCUGUCCUUCUAUGUUUCGGGGCCUCCAGCUGGUGCAUUUGGAAGCACAAAAAAAAAUAUUCAGCCCUAGCAUUCAGUUCCAGCCAAGUUGAGGUCCCUCCUAACAUACCAGAACAUGAAAAGCUGGACACUCCCCCUAAGACUGACAGGCAACGACCUCGACCCACAUCCAACAGCAGCUCUAACAGCAGCAUAACAGCUGAGGAGAAGCCUGAGAUUCACAAGUCUGCCAACAGAAGGGAUGAGGCAUAUGACUUGGUCACUCAACGGGAACCUGGGCAUGACUCAGCCUCUGAGGAACAACCCGAGUAUGAGCUCGUCACUCUAUAUGACAGGGCACUUGAGUCUGUGGUUGAAGGGGGCACAGUGUACACACAAGUGUUCCUUAACAUGCAGGGAAAGACCCCAGCUCCACAUAGGAAUGAAUGUUCACCCACAGUGUACAGCUGUAUACAGAAAUUCCAGAGAGUGGCACCACCACCACCACAGAAUGAUCCUGAGUCUCCUAAAAUCCCUAUCUAUGAAAACUUCACCUGAAAAGGAAGCAGCUGCCACCUUUCUCUUGCAGCCCUUUAGAGCCAGGACUCCUGCAGACAGAAGAGCCUUGGAAUUUCCCUGUGUCUCAGAGCUGCUUGGAUUUGACCCCACGCCCCUUCUCCUCACCCUUUGUGGCUUCCAAAGCCUAUUAAUAGUUCAGACAUGGGCUCCUUCUUAAAGCCCACGGGCUUCAAAUGCCAUUGUGCCAUAUUUCUCCUUGUAUGCUUAUAUUGUUUCCUCCUGUCAACUCAGGCACCACUUCAAAACUCUGCUAAUGCUGGUCAAAUGCUGUUGAAGGUGACCCAGACUAACCUGGAUUGACCAUGCUUCACACCAUCUUCUAAAAAGCUGCUAAAAUGGAUCCUACAGUUAUCUUCACACAUGUGCACAAAGAUCUAUGCAAAAUGAUCUUUACUGCAGCAUUGUUUAAAAUACAAGGUUGAAAUAGUCUAAAUGUCCAUUAGUGGGAGUCCAUAUACAUGAUAAUAUAUCCAUGCAAUUAAAAAAUGUGCAGUAAAGGAUUAACUCAGCAGGUCAGGGUGUUUAUAUUUCAAAUAAAACUUUGGCCCUAACCAGGCUCCUGGGAGGUAACCUCGAAGUCUUUGGAAUAUCCUGUCUGAUAAGAAUGUCUUUGUUUACCUGGAGGCCAUGGAUCACCCUAGAUAGUCUAUGCUAACAAAGAGAGUAGCAGUUUGACCUCUGGAGGGACUGGAGGCUAAGAUCAGCCAUGUGAGUGGUCAGCCUUGUCUAUGUGACUGACCCCCAAUAAAAUCCCUGGACACCAGAUUCAGAGGCACUUGCUGGUUGGCAAUACUCCAUAUGUGUUAUCACACACCACUGCUGGGAGAGUUAAGCAAUGUCCUCAUGACUACCCUGGGAGAGAACAACCGGAAGCUUGUGCCUGAUCUCUCCUAAACCCUGCCCUAUCUGCCUUUUUCCAUUGCUCAUUUUGAUCUGUGUCCUUCCACUGUAACAACCUGUAACUGUGAAUAUAACAGUUUUUCUGAAUUCUGUAA